AAGAAAUGUAUUUAAUCCUUAACAUUUGUAUUUGUUAUUCAUAACUGAAAGUGAAAUUAAAUAGGCGAAGUAAGCGAUCACGUGUUUGCGUCGUUGUAGGAAGAGCGAUAUCCAGAGUACGUGCUACAUCCGUGAUUAGCUGAACAUGGCGCAGGGGAAACAGGCCAUCGGUGGACUGUAAACAAGAGGACAUUUUGGGAUAAGAUUGACAUCGUACCAUGCACGUGUGAAAUGGUCUCAAACUCGAUAUACUGGACCACUUGUUCUGCUUCAUUGAUGACUACGAGGCGACAGAUUGAGUGCAACACAUCCAAUUGCAUUCAUAAACAUUUUUAUAGGACUUCAAACCCCUGAGCAUUGUGUUUUGGAUAUUUAAACAACAAAUCCUUGUUUUAUUGUGGAUGACAUACUUGCAUGACCAAAUGGCUUCAACUGGAAAAGUCAAACGGAGUAAAGAUCUGCCUCAAGGCGCUGAGAGGUUGAAAGAGGAGCACAGAAAGGUGGUGAAAGAUUGCAGAAGUCAAAUUGAGCACUGGAAUAAAGUGGAAAAAGACUAUGAAUCUCUUCAAGACCGCCUCAGGACUUUGCCUGACAAGUUGUCUUAUGAUAUUAUGGUACCAUUUGGUCCCUUGGCUUUCAUGCCUGGAAAGCUAGUUCACACUAAUGAGUUAACAGUGCUCCUCGGGGAUAACUGGUUUGCAAAGUGUUCUGCCAAACAAGCCGACACUCUUGUGGAACACAGAAAGAAACAUGUCAAAAAUGCGCUAGAUGACUUACAGAAAGUGAUGAAGAACUUUCAGAAUAAAGACGACUUUACAGAUGAUCUGGAAAAACUGGCUGGUGAUACUGAAGAUUUUGUAGACAUUAGAGAAGAGGUAAUAAAUGAGGAAGAAUUUACCAAAGGAAAACGUUUGGCCCACAAACCCAAUUCUAAACCUAAGCAGGAGUAUUUGUCAGAUCUGGAAGAGGACACAGAGAAGAAAGAAGGCGAUGAAGAGAGAACGACAGGGCUGCUGUCAGAGGAGGAGCUGUGGGCCCGACUUGAUGAACUAGAGUGUGAGGAGGAACUUCAAGAUGAGAGAUACCGACAUGCGGUCAGGAUAAAUACAGGAAAGAACACCACUCUAAAAUUCAGCGAAAGAAAUGAACAAAAGGUACAAGCCAAGCGGAAAAAAAAAAGUGGCAAAAGUAACGGCCUUUCUCCUCAUGAAAGUUACAAGAUCACAAGCCCAGCAGACAUUUAUAGGGUGUUUGUGGAUUUGGUGAAUGGAGAGCCAAUACCACGCAAGUCCAUUUUGAAGUCCCGCAGCCGUGAGAACAGCGUGUGCAGUGACACCAGCGAAAGCAGCACAGCUGACUUUGAAGAGCGCCGUGCGGCUUUUGGACGCUCGUGGAGCCAUGAUGACGCCACACACAGUGAUACCAGCGAUGGCAUUACAGAGGAGGAAAGCCCCACUGGAACGAGCCCCCGCACUAACGGACGCUUUGAGGCUUUUACAGGCACAGUGAUUGAAAAGGAGCCCCUGCCUUGCUCCAUCCCAUACCUGACCAUCGCCCCUCCUGCCUUACCCACAAUCCCCGAGAGAAAGCUGGAGGAGGUGGGCCCCGAAGCUCUUCAGGAGCCACCCAAGAGGAUGUCCAAGUUUAAAGCUACACGGUUGCAUCAGACAUGAGUUCAUCUCAUCAACACACAACUUUUAAAUUCGGUUUUGUACAACAGUAACUCCUAUAGUCUGACUUUCUCACUAGCUGUCCUCUUCCUCUGUCCUCCACACUACUUCUAUACUGUCAUCUGUCUGUUUUUUUGUUUUGUUUUGUUUUGUUACAUGCACCCUGGACAUUUUAUUUGCUCUGUAAGAGUAAUUUGCUUUUUUAUAUGCCAGAUGGUUUGUUUAAAGGGAUAGUUCACCAGAA
Molecule: messenger RNA, 1914 nt
Organism: Sinocyclocheilus rhinocerous
Lineage: Eukaryota; Metazoa; Chordata; Actinopteri; Cypriniformes; Cyprinidae
Product: unconventional prefoldin RPB5 interactor-like
Exons: 11
Coding region: 402-1673 (423 amino acids)
Biological process (GO): negative regulation of phosphatase activity; negative regulation of transcription by RNA polymerase II
Molecular function (GO): chromatin binding; phosphatase inhibitor activity; transcription corepressor activity
Source: RefSeq, a predicted model, not a curated record